AAACGGGACCUCGGCGAAAUUUCUCCAAGACCAUAGAUCUGUUACUUCACACAUGCAUAGCAGUACCAGGAGAGCAGCGGGCAUCAUGACUGAUGUCCAUCGGCGAUUCCUCCAGCUGCUGAUGACUCACGGCGUGCUGGAAGAAUGGGAGGUCAAGCGCUUGCAGAAGCACUGCUACAAAGUCCACGAUCGCAAUGCUACCGUGGAGAAGUUGGAGGACUUCAUCAACAAUAUCAACAGUGUCUUGGAGUCCUUGUAUAUUGAGAUAAAGAAAGGAGUCACAGAAGAUGACGGGAGACCCAUUUACGCGCUGGUGAAUCUUGCCACAACUUCAGUUUCCAAAAUGGCCACGGAUUUUGCAGAGAAUGAACUGGAUCUAUUUAGAAAGGCUCUGGAACUGAUUAUUGACUCAGAAACUGGCUUUGCAUCUUCCACAAACAUUUUGAACCUGGUUGAUCAACUUAAAGGCAAGAAAAUGAGGAAGAAGGAAGCCGAGCAGGUGCUGCAGAAGUUUGUACAAAACAAAUGGCUGAUAGAGAAAGAAGGGGAGUUCACCCUGCACGGCCGGGCCAUCCUGGAGAUGGAGCAGUACAUCCGGGAGACGUACCCGGACUCCAUGAAGAUCUGCAACAUCUGCCACAGCCUCCUCAUCCAGGGUCAAAGCUGCGAAACCUGCGGCAUCAAGAUGCACUUGCCUUGUGUUGCCAAGUAUUUCCAGUCAAAUUCUGAGCCGCACUGCCCCCACUGUAACGACUACUGGCCCCAUGAGAUCCCAGAAGUCUUCGACCCUGAGAAGGAGAGGGAGGCUGGCAUCUCCAAAUCGAACAGAAGGUCCUUGCGGUCCAGGCAGCAUUAGCCGCUGUGCCCUGCUGAGGGGGCCCGUUGGCCACCCAGCCCUGCCUGGAGGAGGGCUUCAGUGUUUUACAUGUUACACAAAUCACCUCCUUGUUCUUUACAUUCAUUGUUAACAGGUUUGGAAUAAAACUGU
Propithecus coquereli (Coquerel's sifaka) is the source of this 988-nucleotide messenger RNA. RefSeq names its product non-SMC element 1 homolog (S. cerevisiae) (gene NSMCE1). Gene Ontology annotation, cellular component: Smc5-Smc6 complex; nucleus. The coding region runs from base 53 to 856 and encodes 267 amino acids. Lineage: Eukaryota; Metazoa; Chordata; Mammalia; Primates; Indriidae. The transcript is spliced from 8 exons. Gene Ontology annotation, biological process: DNA damage tolerance; double-strand break repair via homologous recombination. Gene Ontology annotation, molecular function: ubiquitin-protein transferase activity. The record is from RefSeq and is a predicted model, not a curated record.